AUGAAUAAAGAUGACAUAGACCAAUUAGAUGUAUUCCCCCCCGAUGGAGGAGGGGAAAAUGAAAAUGAUGAAAAAAAUGAGAAUGAACUGAGCGAAAGGGAAACGUGUAUUCCCAUUUUGGACGCGUCUUCUCCGAGGAGCAGUCAUAACCAAGUGGGGGGCAUUAAUCAGAGAGAUAAUCUUCCGGAGACAAAUGAUUACCAUAAGGGGGAAUGUCUAAUAACUACUUUAGGAGAGGUUGUCCAGGCGGCAAGCGAUGAAAACGCAGGAAACACGGCGAGUAUCCCCAACACAGAUGAUACCCUGAAUCGUGACGAAGCCAAGCCGAGUGCCCCCCUCACAGCCGAAGGAAUGGAAAGUGCUCCCCUAAACUGCAGCAUAAACACCGUUGCAACGGGCGACAGUGGGGAAAAGAACACGACGGAAAGUCCACCAACGGAGACUCCAAAUUGUUCCACUUCUAUUAGCUGCAUUAGCACAACGCGUAAUCAUAACACAGAUGCGCACGUAGAAAUGGUGGAACAGAGGUUAGAGUACAUUCCUGUCAUAGGUGAAGCGAACGAAACCAAUUCUGAACACAAGAUAAAUGCAGAAUCGAAGGAGGAGGCGAAUUGGUUAAAUCCUUCCAACGCAUGUGUGACUGUGGCUUACAGUGAGGAGUUACCUGUAGUUGAGGAUUGCACAAGGGCAGUAGCUGAUGUGGUGGGCGAAGCUGCCAAUUGUAUGGUGCAUGAGAUCGCGAAUGAGGUCGCCAGUAACACUGUUAACCGAGGAGAACAGCUGCUCUCCCUGGCACAAACAGUAAGCAGCUUCCAAGCUGAACUGCUGGAAAAAAACAAAAACACAUUCGAAGAAGUUAAAAGAAGGGGUUGCCUCUUUGUGCUAGCCAUCCAGCAAUCAUUUAUGAACAAAACGGAAAAGAUCCUCUGCACCAAGUGCAGCCCCUUAUUGGCGUCCCUAAACGGUGCCCAUGAAAUUUUCCAGGUAAUUUUAAAACUUCAAGUAGAAAAACAAACCAGCGAAUUGUACUUGGCUCAUUUUUUGGAAAAGCUGAAGAGGGACGUGGAGGGGGCAAACAAGACGGCAUAUCAACUGACCCAGCAGGUGACCAAACAGGUGACCGACCAGAUGACGGAACAAGUGUCGAAAGAGGUGGUCCACCAAAUGGCGGAAGCACAACUGAAAAUAAGCAGCCUAAGUAAAGACAGAACAAUCCUUAUGGAUACCAUUAAAAAGUGGGAGGAGCAUUUUCAUCAAAUGAAAAGUGAACAGGAAAUAAUCCACGCCAGGGUUAAAAUCAGUGUCCAUACAAGCUUCCUCAAUUUUACGGAAUAUAUAUUUCAUCUCCUUCUGAAGGUACAUUCUGCCCUCUGCCAGAAGAGUGACAGGUUGGCAUUUUUAAUAAACCGAUUGAAGUGCAUUGGACUUGACUGGAGAGCCUCCCAGGGGGAGAAAGGGAAACAGCGGAGGAGGGGAAAGGAGCCACGUGGAGAAACCCACCAGAGUGAUGCAAAAAUCCGUAGGGGGAAAAGAAAGGAAAAGAAGAAAAGGAAGAAAAUAAUCAUCGGGAGAAGCAAAACUGGCAAUAGAAGCGAAGGCUGCUCGUCCUCCAGUGGUGGAAGUAGCCCCCCGAGCAGUGACAGUUCCAAUUUCUCCAAAUCGGGUAACCAGCACUCGUGUAGCACCUCCUCGUGCGGAUCAAAUUCCAGUAUGUGUCUUUCGAACGAGUUGUGCCUCUCCGACCUGACACACAUGAACACAAACCGGCUGACGGACAAAGGGGGCAAAAAGAAGGGACGCAGAAAAGUGAAGCAACUGCUAAUUAGGGCAAAUGAAUCCAAGGAGGGGAAAAAUAGAGCGCGCUCGGUGGACAACGUGGGGAAGGCGCCCCGUAAAAAGGGGAAAAGGAAAUCACGCCGAAGGAAUGAGCUUCACGAUCAGCACUACAGGCGUAAGUUAUAUAACCGGUAUAGAAGGUACAAGAGGUUGUACGCCGAAGAGCUGCAAAAAAACAAAACGUUGCAUUUUCUGCUGGCGAAUAAGGAUGAAGAAAUUGCUCAAGUUCGAAAUGCAAUGAAGGAGGAAAUGCAGAGCAGACUUCUCCUCCACGAGCAGGAAGGAAAAAACAGAUUAAAAGAAAUAAACGAGCUGAAUGAGUUGCUACAAAAAGAAGAAAUAAGCAACAAAAAAUUAGCUACCCGAAAUGAAGAAAUGGAGGAUCUAAAUAAAAGUUUAAAAAAAAAAUUGGACACGUAUGAAUACACAGAGAAAGAAUUAAGCAACAAGCUUUGCGAACUGAAUGUGGCACUUACCAAGGAGAGGAAAAAGAACAAACGGUUGGUUUUUCAAAAUGGAAAAAUGAAAAACGCUCUUUUUCGAUAUAACCAUGGAGUGAACUUCCUUGACAGGGGAAGGUAUCGUCGUAAUGGGAAGUGGUGCGUGAAUGUUUCUCCUCCAGAAUGUGUAGACGAAGAGAUGGGAAGCGAAGCGGACAGCAGCGCCGCAAGUGAAGAAGACAGCAAUGUGGGUAGCGAAUUAUACAGCGAGAGCAGCGAACAUUUAUAUGAGGACGAAAUGUAUGCCCUGCUCGGCACGGUGAAAAAAGUCCCAGAUCAUUCUACGAAGAAGCAAAAGAGGAAACUGCUGCAGCAAGGAAAAAUUAACAAAGCGCAUGGCAAACCAUAUAACAAAAAGGGCAAGGUCGCAUAUGGAGGGCACUACCAACAGAAUGAAUACAAACAGGUUAAGUUGAACUCCUGUUGCUUUAGUGAUAAUUCCGUGGAUGUUAGGAUGCCCAGGAGAAGGCACCUCCCACGGGGCGCUUGCACCAAAGGGAAGCUGACCGUCCGUGAAAAGGGCAACGGGAAAGAAGGGAAGCAUCCUAAAGCAUGGCAAAAUGGCCACAACAACACGCAGCACAGAGACCCCCAGUGUGCCCCCCCAAACAGGGACGAACAACGCCUACACAUCGAUGAUCAAAUCCGAAGAGACCUGGAAAAUUUCGACGAAACGAAAUACAAGAAAAUUAUAAGUGACAUUACUAAAGAGGAAAAAGUAAUUGAAAAAAUAAAAGAGGACGAACUGUAUUCUAUAUUUAUGCAGAACUGGGAAGAAUCUCACAUGGGAUCAGAGGAGGGGACAAAAAACGGGCCCCUCUCCUGGUCAGGGUCCUUCAUGCACCAUUUGAAUAAAAGCGUCAUUUGUGCCAAUCAAGGGGAGGGAAUUCUCCCAGGGGGAAAUUAUGAGCAGGUCGAACGGGGGGGAUGUGAUGAGACAAAACGGGGCGACUUCGCAGAAGGUAAUUAUGCGAACGCUGUGGAUAAUCGCCCGGAUGACCACACAAAGGGGGCCUACCCUUGUCGAGAGAACACCGCAGGGAUAGCCACUCAAAGGGAAGCAACCCUAAUGGGACAUCAUGGAUGGCACGAAAAUGUCACGCCAAAUUAUGACCCAAAGUGUGCAGGCAAAGUGCAUGUAUUCCCCGUGGAAGAGACGCAAAUUGCUAAUGGAGCAGAUAUGACAAGGGGGGAGGAAGAACCCUCCAAGGGGGAAGGGAACCACAGGAUGGAUACUUCAAAAGGUACGAAUGACCAUGUUGGGAAAGGCCUUAGCGGUACCAUCCAUGGGUCAUCUAAUUGGGACGUCCAAAAGGGGAACAGAACAAAUCACAUCGAAGGAAGCGAACCAAACGAACCUACCAGUAACACCCAGGGAGAGGCCAUCAACGAGGGAAUCUUAAAAAACUACGAAACUUACAAAAAGAACAAAGACAAAUUCAUUCACCUGACUUUACGCAAAAAGGUAACGCACGUAGGGGACGAACAUACACCCACAGGAGGAGGGAAAAAAAAGAACACAUCUCUAGAAAAUGUAUUAAACAAAGAGAGCUCCAAAAGGGAGAGUAAAAAUUGUUCCCCUGUUUAUGCCGAGGAGGAGGAAGCAUUCGAAAUGGACAAGAAUUAUGCCCCUUUUGAAAGCGCACAAAAUGGAAACCCCCUCCAUAACGAUAAGGACAUGCGAGAGAGCAUCAUGAUGCAUUAUACAUACGGGAAUGACAACCAUAGAGGUGUAUCCCUACACAAUAAUGUGCACGAUAGGAGUCACAUUGCAGCAACUUCGUAUGACAACACAGACCCGCACUUCUUUCAAACAACUGAGAGAAGGGAUGAGAUAAGGAAGGGCAAUGUGGUAGAUGAGGUAGGUGAACAGAAUGACAAACGGGGGUUUCAUAAACCAAAUCCAGAGGGCGAAAGAAUGACCCCACUCGGAAUGGCACAUAACCCACACACAAACAAAUUCAGUCUACAUAAUUUGAGCAACAAUGUGUUGAAUACAAGUGGUGAAAGUUAUCCUCCUGUGGGUGGGGGAAAUUCUCGAGAAAAAAAAGAAAUCCCCAAAUGUGAAAAUAUCACUACCCCGCCUAGUGAAGAAUUAAAUGCGGACAGUCACCAGGGGAACGACGCUGCUUACUCAUCGUAUUCCUUGAGCAUGUUGAUGGGUGCCAGUCGAAUGGACAAGACUGGGUGUAGGUUAAUCACCCAAGAUGCAUCGAACGGGGGAACUACCUUAUAUGCGGCCACCCAUUUGGCAAAGGUCGACAUUAACGCAAAGGAGUUGUGUUCCCCCUCUUCGCACGAGGAGCAUUCACGUAGCGCAGCAAACGAAAUAGUAAAUCACAGCCAUCAGAAAGGGGGCCAUCCUUGGGACAAUAAGAACAGCGGGGCUAGUUCUUACCUCAAGAAUGAAGCCCUUAAUGAAGCAUUGAGACCGUAUGAAGCAGGCGCAGCUGUGCCAAAAAGGGACUCCUGCGAAAGCGCGUCACAGAGGAAGAGUGUCGGGGAUAGGGGCGUCUUAAGUAGGUUGCUCAGGAAGAAGUAG
Molecule: messenger RNA, 4878 nt
Organism: Plasmodium coatneyi
Lineage: Eukaryota; Apicomplexa; Aconoidasida; Haemosporida; Plasmodiidae
Exons: 2
Coding region: 1-4878 (1625 amino acids)
Source: RefSeq, a predicted model, not a curated record